Messenger RNA from Phytophthora nicotianae INRA-310, 3835 nucleotides. RefSeq lists its product as hypothetical. The transcript has 2 exons. Gene Ontology annotation, cellular component: Smc5-Smc6 complex; site of double-strand break; nucleus. Gene Ontology annotation, molecular function: damaged DNA binding; single-stranded DNA binding. NCBI's taxonomy places the organism in Eukaryota, Oomycota, Peronosporomycetes, Peronosporales, Peronosporaceae. The coding region runs from base 1205 to 3628 and encodes 807 amino acids. The record is from RefSeq and is a predicted model, not a curated record. Gene Ontology annotation, biological process: double-strand break repair via homologous recombination.
CAAGAUAAAGAGACUAUUGUGUCUCGUUUUGGCGCCAUCCCGCUGUCAUAAGUCGAAGCAAACGGUCGAGUCCGCACUCGCUGUCCGUGGCCGCCGCCUCGGGUCCUCUACUGCUCCACCCACGGCCGCUUUGCCGCGCACGACGCACCGCAGCAUCUAGGCGCUGUGAUGGCGCUGCUAACGAGCCGUCGAUCGCGUGCCAAGGCGCAGAAGACGCGCCACAACGACCCGGAAGCCUCCACUACCAGCGAGACCGAGGACGAAAUGGACACUUUAAUCGCGGACAACGCGGACGACUACGUAGACGAUGACGUUGCUGUAGGCAAUAAGCGCCGCAUGAAGACGUCGUCCACGCAGUUGUCCCAAAUGGACGCCCACAUCGAGACCGAGAUGGGCGUCGUGGAGGAAAUUUACUGUGAGAAUUUCAUGUGCCACCGCAAGUUGCGCGUCUCCUUGUGUCCGAACAUUAACUUCAUCACUGGCGAGAACGGCAGCGGCAAGAGCGCCAUCAUUGCUGCCAUCCAGAUCUGUCUGGGCGCCAGUGCGCGCAGCACACAUCGCGGUAAGAGCAUUAAGAACCUCAUCCGCCACGGCCACGAGGGUAACGCGCUGGUGCGUAUCACGCUGCGGAAUGACGCUAAGGGCAGCGACGCCUUCCGUCCCGAGCAAUUCGGCCGUAAGAUUCAGGUUGAGCGACUCAUCCGUCGAGACGGAUCAGCCGAGUACAGACUCAAGGACGAGAGUGGAGUGCUGGUGUCCAAGCUGAAAACGGACUUGGACGCGAUGCUGGAUCAUCUCAACAUCCAGACGGAGAACCCGUGCGCCAUUCUGGACCAGGAGAACGCCAAGCUGUUCUUAAAGGGCAAUCCGCAAGACAAGUACAAGUUCUUUCUACAGUCUACAGAUCUGUACAAGAUGCGGACGACGUACUCGAAGAUUGACGAGGAGACGAGGAACAUUGCAGAGACGACGCUGAAACGAGAGAGAGCCAAGAUCUCGACGUUGAGAGAGGCCAUGGAGGAGGCCAAGAAGCAGUGGAAGGAGGCCCAGAGUGUGAGUGAUGGAGGUUGUGGUUUUAUCAUUAAGGGGCUUAUAUUGUGGUGCUUUUUUUUGACAGAUUGGGAAGCUGGAGGAAGAGUUUGAGGUGCUGAAGAAGGAGCUGGCGUGGUCGUUUGUGGCCGAGAAGGAGAAUUUGGCUGCAAAGAUGGAGAAGAAGAUGAAGAGAAAGAAACGCGAAGCUGAGCAUGCUGCUGGCGAAUAUGAAGAGACGAAGGAGGCGGUCGACAAUCUGGAGCGGAAGCAGAAAGAGAAGAACGACAAACUUGAGGAAGUGAACGCUCGUAUGAGCGAAAAUAGCCAAAGGAAGACGGAGGUGAAGAACCGGAUCCGUGAAGCUCGGCGUCCGUUGCACAACUGCAAGGCGGAGCUGAAACACUUGACGCAGUCCAAGCAACGCGCCAAUCAGCGCCUUGCACGUCUGCAACACGACUUGCAAAAGAAGCGCGAGAACCACGAAGCCAUGUUGCACAGCCGUAUGCAGCGCAACGAUGCAAUGCGUGAACGUAUCGAGAUGAAGCGUAGAGAGGUGCAGGAUGCGGAACAUGAAGUCAAUGAAGCCAAGGAUCGUGCGCAGGCGCGUCCCCAGGAGCUGGAUGAAGUGGAGAAUCGGCACGAGAACUGCGUCCGCCAGUUGCGUGAGGCUGAUGCUGAGGCUGCCAAGACCCAGCACCGGAUCAAUCAGCUACGGGGCCAAAAGCGCGACAGUCUGGCAGUAUUUGGCAGCAGGAUCCCGCAGUUGCAGCAGCUCAUUCACCAGAACCGCCACCGCUUCUCCGAACCUCCCAUUGGACCGCUUGGCCUCCACGUGAAGCUUCCUGAACGGUUCAUGCACUUCGCUGUGGCUAUCGAGGUGGCGUUGAAGGGCACAUUAGGGAGUUACUUGGUGGUUAACGGCCGAGACAAAGCUCUGCUGGAUGACCUGAAACGCCAAGCUCACUGUCCGCAGAACCAGGCCAACAUCAUUAUUUCACAGCGCAAUGGACGCCGAUACAGCAAUUUGCGUCUUGCAGAGGGAAAUCUAGCAGCUCACGCGAUCUGCAACAUUCUCGAGGUGAACGAUGACGAGGUUUUCAACGCUUUGGUUGAUGUCUGCAGCUCAGAGAGUAAACUGUUGUUUGAUGAUCGGCAGUCGGCUGAGCAAAGCGUGCUGAGUGGCUCGAGUGGUAACUUCAGGAUGGCUCGGUACGUGUCCGAAGUGUACCUACCAAACGGAGACAAGUUUGUUGUUCGCUCUGGCAACUUGGCAUUCAUCGCCAACAAGGGGAAUCGCCGCAGUUCUAUUAUCUGCCAAGAUGUUGAGGGUGAGAUCACGGAGCUGGAGAAGAAGAUGGACUACUUGCAGGGCAAUCUGGAGGUGUUGCGUCGUGACGAGGCUCGACUGAGACGUGACCGCGAAGACUUUCGACACCAGAUGAAGCAGCAGAAUGACCGCAUUGACUACUUGUCUCGUCGGUUUAACCAGAAACGUGCAGAGUUGCGCAGUCUUGAAGAGGAAUUGUCAGAUGAUAUGCAGCAGAACACGCUGGAUACUUCUGUGCUGGAGGACGAGGUGAGGUCUGUCCAGGAUGAACUGGAAGAUUUCCGCCGUCGUGAACAGGAGUUGAACGAGAUCUUGUCCAAGUCCAAUCCAGAUUUGGAGGGCCAGCUGCAUGAACUUGAGGAACUGGACGAGAUGGAGAAGAAGAUCGCUGCCGAGAUGAAUGAAUACCAAGAAGAUGCAGACGCUAUCUAUAAGCAUCUUAGCGAAAUGAAGGUACAGGAGAUGACGUACCAGAAAGAAGCAGCAGCGCUGCGUGAAAUGGUGGAGCGAUGGGAGGACGAGCUGGCUGCUCUUCAGGAAGAGUGUGAAGAACAGAGACAAAAGGCACAACAACAUUGCGAACGAGUGGCUGUCCGACACUCACACGAUUACUAUGGAAAGCGGUUAACAGACAUUAAGCGCCAGAUCGAUCACGAGCGUAGCCGGUUCGAAGGCAUGGAUCUCGCUGAGCUGAGGGACGAUUUGGAGGCCAAGAAGCUCAAGUAUCGGAACAAAAAGAAGAACUUCGACAAGUUCCGAGACAAUCUCGAGCGUAUUCGCGCGAUGCUGGAGGAACGCAAGCGAGUGUGGCAAAUCCUACGCAAGGAGAUCGCUCAUCGGACGUCCAUGGGGUUCAACAGGUUCAUGGAGCUCAACAACUUCGCAGGCAAGCUCAGGUUCCGGCAUGACGACCAGCGACUCGAGAUUGCUGUGCUGCAGAACGAAGUGGGCGCCUCUCGAGCGUCGCAGGUGACGGAUAUGAAGGAGCUGUCUGGAGGCGAGCGGUCUUACACGCAAGUGUCUCUGCUGCUGGCCCUCGGCGAGAGUAUCGAGUGUCCGUUCCGAGUGAUGGACGAGUUCGACGUGUUCAUGGACUCAGUAAACCGGGAUAUGACUAUCCAACUACUCGUGGAUGCGGCCAAGAAGGACAGCAAGAAGCAGUUUAUCUUCGUGACGCCUAAUGAUCUCAGUGCAUUGCGGCGUGAUCCGAUGGUGAAGAUCCAGAAGAUGAACCCGCCUCGGGAUCGACUGAAUGCGGAGCGAGACUAAGGCAUAAGAAGAGGAGGUAUUACGGCAAGGACGUAUCAGUAUAACCACGCCUUGCUGACAGCGUGCAGUGAGUAGGUAGUAUCAGUAGUAGGGAGCAGGCGACCGUCGCCUUGCUGGCAUUUAUUGACAAACACAUUUUCACAGUUGUUUAUACGGACUUGGAGUAUAAAUUCUUCAAAUAUUCAUUCAACCUAGACUGAUGCAUCC